Molecule: messenger RNA, 387 nt
Organism: Fusarium pseudograminearum CS3096
Lineage: Eukaryota; Fungi; Ascomycota; Sordariomycetes; Hypocreales; Nectriaceae
Exons: 2
Coding region: 1-387 (128 amino acids)
Source: RefSeq, a predicted model, not a curated record
AUGCGGAGAGGAGGAUUCAUGUUGGGGGAGUUGAGAGUCCAAGUGCCGAGAGACGUUUCGACGUGCCAAGAUGACGAUUCUUGGCCCCAGGUCGGCUCCGUGAGAGUAUCGCACGAGUCUGCGUCUCUACGUCAGCCUCAUCCGAAGAGUUUUUUCAGCGGCUUGGCCGAGUUCUGCUUGGCACAGAAGCAAGACGCACGCGAGAACCCUUCUCGAAGGAUGCUAGCCAGGGGUGGCGGUGUUCAAUUGGUUCGUGGGGAGAUGAUAAAGAAAGGUUUGCAGGGGCUUAAUAGCGCCCCCAAUGCUGCUGAAUCACCAACUUCAAAGCCAUCCGACUUCCAUUACUCUACAGUCUAUACCUCACCUCCAUGGAUGCUAACCAGAUGA